Cajanus cajan (pigeon pea) is the source of this 4508-nucleotide messenger RNA. RefSeq lists its product as uncharacterized. Gene Ontology annotation, biological process: protein phosphorylation. Gene Ontology annotation, molecular function: protein binding; protein kinase activity; ATP binding. The record is from RefSeq and is a predicted model, not a curated record. NCBI's taxonomy places the organism in Eukaryota, Viridiplantae, Streptophyta, Magnoliopsida, Fabales, Fabaceae.
CAAGGCCACAUCAAAAGAUAAACGGUUGAUAUUAAAAACAAAAUUUGGAAAGAAAAGCACUCACCCACCCAUCCCAUCUCUGUUACUCAUUCUCAAAAUUUUAAAACUGCUAUCUAUAAUCCUUCUACCCACCGCUGCACUCCACUUCAACAUAAACAAACAAAUACUUAAACACAGCCAUCUAAAAUUCCAUUUUUCCCUGCAGAAACAUCAUGGCCUAGCUGUUUCUUGGAUCCGGAGAUUCGGGGUUAUUUUAAUUUGCAUAUAAUAACUCUUUUUUAUAAACACAGUAACCCGCAAGACAUGAUUUGGUUCCGUCCCGUUGUUCCUCCCUAGGCUCAAACCUUUCUGCGUGUUCUUUCAUUGGAGUUCGUAGCAUAGUUGUAAUGCCUGUAAAUCCAUGGACCCUCUUCUUAUGCAUUUCCCUUCUACUUCCACUCCAUUCUUUCAUAGCUGCAGCAGUGAACCAACAAGGGGAGGCUCUUCUUUCAUGGAAGAGAACCCUGAACGGGUCCCUGGAGGUAUUGAGUAACUGGGACCCAAUUGAAGACACCCCAUGUAGCUGGUAUGGAGUGAGUUGCAAUACCAAGAACGAAGUAGAACAAUUGGAUCUGAGGUAUGUAGAUUUGCUUGGAAGACUUCCCUCUAAUUUCACCUCAUUGCUUUCCUUAACCAGUCUGAUCUUAACCGGAACCAACCUCACGGGUUCAAUCCCUAAAGAACUAGGAGUCCUCAGUGAACUCAGCUACUUGGACUUGAGUGACAAUGCCUUGAAUGGAGAAAUCCCAAGUGAGGUCUGUUACUUGCCCAAACUAGAGGAACUCCAUCUCAACUCCAACGAUCUCGUGGGGUCCAUUCCAGUUGCAAUUGGGAACCUCACCAAGUUGGAGAAGUUGAUCCUCUAUGACAAUCAACUCAGUGGUGAAGUUCCAAGCACCAUCGGCAACCUUAAGAACCUUCAAGUAAUAAGAGCAGGAGGAAACAAGAACCUGGAAGGUCCUCUCCCACAGGAAAUUGGCAACUGUUCCAAUUUGGUUAUGUUGGGUCUCGCUGAAACGAGCCUCUCAGGUUCUCUCCCACCAACUCUUGGCCUUUUAAAGAACCUUGAUACCAUUGCCAUUUACACUUCCUUACUCUCCGGUGAGAUACCACCUGAACUUGGUGACUGCACGGGGCUCCAAAACAUUUAUCUUUAUGAAAACUCCCUCACUGGAUCCAUACCAAGCAAGUUGGGAAACCUCAAGAACCUCCAAAACCUUCUGUUAUGGCAGAACAACUUGGUUGGCAUCAUCCCACCAGAGAUUGGUAACUGCCAACAGUUGUCAGUGAUUGACGUGUCAAUGAACUCACUAACCGGAAGCAUCCCAAAAACUUUCGGGAACCUGACAUCACUGCAAGAGCUCCAACUCAGUGUGAACCAGAUUUCAGGGGAGAUUCCUGCAGAACUGGGGAAGUGUCAGCAACUCACGCAUGUAGAGCUUGACAACAAUCUCAUCGCGGGUACCAUACCUUCCGAAUUGGGAAACCUAAGGAAUCUAACACUGUUGUUCCUAUGGCACAACAAGCUGCAAGGUAGCAUUCCCUCUUCGCUUUCCAAUUGUCACAACCUAGAGGCCAUUGAUCUGUCGCAGAAUGGAUUAACUGGUCCCAUACCCAAGGGGAUAUUCCAACUCAAGAAUCUCAACAAGCUCUUGCUCCUCUCCAACAAUCUCUCGGGGAAAAUUCCCUCUCAGAUUGGGAAUUGUUCCUCUCUUAUCCGAUUUCGAGCCAACGACAACAACAUCACCGGGAACAUUCCAUCAGAGAUUGGGAAUCUCAACAAUUUGAAUUUUCUCGACCUCGGGAACAAUCGGAUUUCCGGCGUCAUCCCGGAGGAGAUCUCCGGUUGCCGGAAUCUCGCUUUUCUUGACAUACACUCAAACUUCAUCGCCGGGUAUUUGCCGGAAAGUUUGAGCCGGCUUAAUUCGCUUCAGUUUCUCGAUGUCUCCAAUAACAUGAUCGAAGGUGCACUAAACCCUAACCUGGGUUUACUCGCGGCACUCUCCAAGCUUGUUCUCGCGAAGAAUCGAAUCUCCGGCUCAAUCCCGAGUCAACUCGGUUCAUGCGCCAAGCUUCAAUUGCUGGACCUCAGCAGCAACAAUUUUUCCGGCGAAAUCCCCGGCAGCAUCGGCAACAUUCCGGCGCUGGAAAUCGCUCUGAAUCUGAGCCUGAACCAGCUCUCCGGUGAGAUCCCUCAGGAGUUUUCCGGUUUGACGAAGCUCGGAGUGUUGGACAUAUCUCACAACGUUCUCAGCGGAAACCUGCAAUCUCUCGCGGUCUUGCAAAAUCUCGUGGUGUUAAACAUCUCGCACAACAAAUUCUCGGGACGCGUACCGGACACGCCUUUCUUCGCGAAGCUUCCGUUGAGCGUGAUGGCGGGAAACCCGGCGCUGUGCUUCUCCGGCAACGAGUGCGGGGGCGGCGACAGCGGCGGGAGGUCGGGGCGGCGGGCGAGGGUGGCGCGCGUGGCGAUGGUGGUCCUGCUGUGCACAGCAUGCGUGCUGCUGAUGGCGGCGCUGUACGUGGUGGUCGCAGCGAAACGACGAGGGGACCGCGAAAACGACGUGGAGCGUGACGGAAAAGACAGCGACGCGGACAUGGCCCCACCCUGGGAAGUGACGCUGUACCAGAAACUCGAUCUGUCUAUCUCCGACGUAGCGAAAUGUCUCUCCGCUGGCAACGUCAUUGGCCACGGUCGAUCCGGCGUCGUUUACAGGGUGAACAUGCCGUCGACGGGGCUCGCCAUCGCGGUCAAGAAGUUCCGCUCGUCGGAGAAAUUCUCCGCGGCGGCGUUCUCGUCGGAGAUUGCGACGCUGGCGCGGAUCCGGCACCGCAACAUCGUGCGGCUGCUCGGCUGGGGUGCCAACCGGAGAACCAAGUUACUGUUUUACGAUUAUUUACCGAACGGUAAUUUGGAUUCGCUGUUACACGAGGGGUGCACAGGAUUAAUUGAUUGGGAGACGCGGCUCAAGAUAGCACUGGGCGUAGCCGAGGGCGUCGCCUACUUGCACCAUGAUUGCCUCCCUGCUAUCUUGCACCGGGACGUUAAAGCGCUCAAUAUUUUGUUAGGAGACACAUAUGAACCCUGUUUGGCUGAUUUUGGGUUCGCUCGCUUCGUCGAAGAGGAUCACGCUUCCUUUUCCGUUAAUCCACAGUUCGCAGGCUCCUACGGCUACAUUGCUCCCGAGUAUGCUUGCAUGCUUAAAAUCACAGAGAAGAGUGAUGUGUACAGCUUUGGAGUGGUCCUACUGGAGAUAAUAACGGGGAAAAGGCCAGUGGAUCCAUCAUUCCCGGAUGGACAACAUGUUAUUCAGUGGGUCAGGGAGCAUCUAAAGAGCAAGAAGGACCCCAUUGAGGUUCUUGAUUCCAAGCUACAAGGCCAUCCAGACACACAAAUACAAGAGAUGCUGCAAGCACUUGGUAUCGCUCUCUUGUGCACAAGUAAUCGUGCAGAGGAUCGACCCACAAUGAAAGAUGUUGCAGCAUUAUUGAGAGAAAUUCGUCAUGAUCCUCCACCAGGGGCUGAGCCCCACAAGCCAAAACCCAAAGUAACGGAAGCUUCGUCCUAUUCUUCGUCCUCAGUGACCCCUUCUCAGUUGUUGCUCCUACAAUCUAGUUCCCAUUCCUCAUCACUUGCUUAUUCCUCUUCCUCAGCAGCAGGCUACCACCCUCCAAGGAACCAAUCCUCAAUUCAACAUUAAAGCCUCUAUAUUAGUUACUAUAUUUUCAGGAUUUAGAUGAUCAUGUUAGAUAUUUUGAUUGGUUAAUUAGUUAGUACUAGUCAUUAACGUUAGCUUAAUGUGGGAAUUGUAAAGGUACUUCGAGUAUUCUGAUUGAUAAGGCAAAAUGAAAUGAGUGUACAGAAGCUUAAUUGAUUGAAUUGCACGAUUCCAUAGUAUAAAAUGGAAGGGGUAGCUUUACAUAAGUUGAUUCCAUGAAUCCUUCAAAAGAAGGCAAUAGUGUGUCGUGUAACUCUGAAAGGCCAAAGAGUAAAAGUGGGAGAUGUAAAGUUGAUGAGCGGGAAGGUGGACUAUCAUUAGAUACUUUUUGAGCCCUCUUUUGCUUCCAUUAUGAUUGUUGCUGAUAAUGGAAAAAGAUAUGUGUUGGCUUGUCUUCGUUCAACUAACUUACCUAGGCCCGCACCAUGUGAAGUAGGAGCAUUCUGCAUUCAAGUCUAGAACCCUUAUGGGCAAGCAAUGGCUAAUCACAAGCAUUCUUUCCGCAUAUAACCCAUUUGAUUUCACCGUACGUGUAUAACAACUGGCUAUGCUUUAAAUAGUUGACAAUACAUGACCAUCAUCAUGUCAUGAACAGACUAAAUGCAAAGUGACUGUGCUCCAUUUUUUCCUUUCUUUUAGCUUCAAAUAGGUUUUUCCAAUUUUGCAUCACUCAGUAUUAUUCUAUAUAUGGGGUGGGCACUGGGCACAGUAUUUGAAGAGUAAAUAAAAAUUUUAAUGGUUCUCAGUUUA